This is a messenger RNA of Leptomonas pyrrhocoris, 3006 nucleotides long. RefSeq lists its product as hypothetical. The record is from RefSeq and is a predicted model, not a curated record. The transcript has a single exon. NCBI's taxonomy places the organism in Eukaryota, Euglenozoa, Kinetoplastea, Trypanosomatida, Trypanosomatidae. Bases 1 to 3006 code for a protein of 1001 amino acids.
AUGGCCGAGGCUGUGCCGGUCACUGCUGGGAGAACGACAGCGAGACGUACUACAAACGCACCAACACCGGUCGUCGCUGCAAACACUGACAGCGGCAGCAACCCCACCACAGCCAAACCCCAUAACGGCCCCGUCACUGCCGAGGCGGCAGUCCAAAGUGUCUCCUCUUCUUCCUCCUCAAUUCUGCAGCGCUAUCUACCACCGGCGUCGUCACCUUCGCUGGAUAAGGCGUGGAACUCGAGCGAUGCGGUGGUGUUCUCCACCUUCCUCGCACAGGUGCAGUUUUCCUUUGUGCGCUGCUGCUGCCAGCUGCUGGCGAAGCUGACCACCGCCACCAGCCCAGCGUUUCUGCACGCCGCAGCGCUCGGCGAAGCAGCCCUGGCCUCCGCCGCCUCCAACGCCAGAGACAGCGUCGAUCCCGGUGACGUCAACGCACUUUCGGCGGUGGACCAGCUGGCCGAUCGGCAAGAGCAGGCCUACCGCACCAUCCGUGCGACCAUCGCCGCCUCCUGCGAACUGGGUCACCGAUCGUGCCAAGUUUUGUGGGGUCCGCGUGGCAGCGGCAAACACCGCCUUCUGCGACUUCUCGCGCAGGAGGUGCGACGCACGCCGCGCACCUUCGUGAUGGAGCUGCAUGGGCGGCUGCUGCGCGAUGAUGAGGCGGCCCUUGGGGUGAUUGCGCAGCAGCUCUUUGCGUUUCUGCAGAGCCCGCAGUCGCAGCAGCUGCGGGCUGCCCACUAUUUGCUGCGCACGGGAUCGUUUGGGUUUGGCCAGCUCUUUCACUUCGAGCGACGUAUGCAGGCGGCGGCCAUCGCAGCAACAGCAGUGAUGGAGGGAGAAGAGGAAGACGAGACGCGUGACCAAUCGGCUGCUCAACGACGCAGGGGUGCGACCGGCGCUGGGGUGAGGGGUGCCGGAUCCGGCAAGCCUCCUAAGAAACGUUCCGCACAGCGCGGCAGGCAAUCAGAAGUCGUGUUAUCAGACAGCGACUCCGACUCAGCAGCUGAAGACGAGGAGGAGGAUGACGAAGAGUUGGGCAACGCGGACAUGAUGGUCACCUCCACCACUGCCUACCUCACCGGCGGUGCCGCCAGCGCCUUACCCCACCUUCAGCGGGCGCUGCUACUCCUCAAGAGCCAAGGCUGCAGCAUCGUUGUGUGCAUCCGCGACAUCGACGUCUUCGGCAUUCGCUGCGACCAACUUCUGUACGUCCUGUCGGGUCUGAUGCACGACAGUGAAGGCAGCAAUGACGGGGGCGGUCUCUCGCUGGUGCUGGCGUCCGCCGCGCCGGACAUACGCCAGCUGGAGAAGCGACUGUCGAGUCGCCUGACCUGCGAGACGCGCUACGUGCCGCUGCUACCGUGGUCCCUCAGCGGCCUCUUAGCGGCCACGUUGCACGUUGCGGCGCAAGAUGCGUCGUUUCAGCUUCGACUGCGGGAGCAGAGCCGGGAGCGGGCGGAGCUGCUGUCAGCGCUGCGUGACGGUGCGACGCGGCUGCGCCGGGGCCGGGAAAGCCUCCCGCACAGUGGCGCUGCGGCGAAGAAGGCGGAGGCGAAGGCGAUGAAGGAACUGCAGGACUCGAUGGCCGGUCUGGAGGCUCGUCUGCACGUCGUGGAGGCGAAUUUGCGCGAGACGCGCGCGCAGCGUCGACACUUUCUUGGAUUUCUCGACACGGAUUCAGCCGUCUCUGCCACUUCCGCUGGUGCUGGACACCUCUCCUCGACGAUGCAAACCGCGAGUAGGAAGCCGCUUUCCGAAAGCGGUGCCCCUGCAUUAGGACUUGUGAAGGCUUCGGGGUGGCGGCCUACACCUCCGUCUACGCAGCCGGCACGGAUCGCCACAGCUCCGGCUUCGUCGCAGCAAUCCACAACGUCGUCCGGCUUCGUCGCACCGCGAUCCUGGACGGUGGAGGGGCUGCACGCGCAGCCCGGUCUUACACAGGAGGUGCAGUGUGUGCUAUGCGAGGAGCUGCUGCGGCAACUGCGCGUGGCGGUGACCGCGGCGGCCGCGCUGCGAAAACCAGAGACGAAAGAAGGCGGCGGCGGUGUCGGUGCUGACGCCGCUACCUGUUUGGUGCAGCGGGUGGUGUCUCUCGGUGUGGAGAUAGAGCUGGAGAGCGGCACGAGCGGCACGAUGCUAACGGCGCUGACGAGUGCGCUGUGCAAGACGGCCAGCGGCGAAGUCGAUUUGAUGGGUGUUCAUGGUCGACGCAUGUUGCUGCAGUGGAUGCGUGCACGGCUGCAGCACGCGCCGAUUCCCUUGAUGUCCGACUACACCGAUGAGGGUGCGGUCAAGACAAGCAGCUCCGCCUGUCCGCCUGGGUUGCCGAUGAGGAUUCUGAUAGUCUGGAGACAAUCCGCCCAGUCACUAGCGUCUCCGUCGACGGCGGCCGCGAAGGUGGACAAGGCAAGCAGCGGCAGUAGUGAUGCGCUGUCCUCGUCGAGCAGCCCUGUUUUGAAGCCGCCCUUCUCCCUUUCCACUGAAAGUGUUUCUCAAGGCGGCGCUGCCGACCAAUCGCCUGCAUCCACAACGGCAGGCGUGAAUGCACCGUCGGUGUUGCACCGCCGUAGUGAGAGUCUCGCCCUUCUGCCCCCUCUCUCCCUUCUGCCGCCGCACCUCUUCGAUCUCCUCGCGGAAGGGCAGCUGGUAGGCAUGGGCUACGGCAGCCGGGAGAUGAUGUUGGUGCUCUUCUACAUGCAUCUGCACCACACCACCGGCGUGCGGCAGCGAACCGUAGCCGAUCUGCUCGAGGACGUCUCUUCCUCGCUCGGCACGAGAGCCGCUGCUGCGCUGGAUCGCGAGGCCUUCCGCUACGCCAUUCGCCUGCUGUGUCGCUGGCGCCUCCUGACGGUGGGGGAGAGCCACGCACAGUCGGUGCAGCUGUGCGGCAGCGACACGCGGCUGCGGGAGUUCCUGGCGACGGUGCUGUCGAAGCAUCCGGCGUGGUGCGAGGCGGAGCUCGGCCUCGACGCGCGGGAGGUCAUGCGCUUUCGAAACCUUGUGUAA